UACGUCAAUUAGGAUUGAGCCCACACCUUCUUUGCUGUUAGCCUCAGCCCCGUCAGCUCUAGCCUCCCUGUGAAGGCACACUGACACAGGGUCUGCUGCGUCCAGGAGUCCAGCAUGAAGCUCUCUGUCAUCGGUGUCGUCCUAGGAUGCCUCGGUUUAGCGAAGGCUGCGCCCAUGGAUCCAAGAAUCAGAUGGUGCUUAAAGUCAGAGCAGGAGGCUCAAAAAUGCAGACAGCUCGCCUCAAAAUCAGAUUUGCUGAGUUGUGUGAAGCGUGAAGGAUCUAUGGAAUGCAUCAAAGCCAUCAAGAAAGGUGAAGCAGAUGCCAUCACUCUGGAUGGAGGAGAGAUCUACACAGCCGGCCUCGCACCCCAUAACCUUCACCCCAUCAUCGCAGAACAUUACGGCACAGAUGAAGAGACGUGCUACUACGCUGUAGCUGUAGCAAAGAAAGGCACUAAUUUUGGCUUCAAUGAACUUCGUGGUAAGAAGACUUGUCACACUGGUUUGGGGCAAACUGCAGGCUGGAACAUCCCCAUCGGCACUCUCGUCUCAACUGGACAAAUUAAAUGGGCAGGCAUCGAGGACAAACCUGUGGAAGAGGCGGUGAAGGAAUUAUUCCCAGCCAGUUGUGUGCCUGGAGCAAUCAAUAGAUUGAGACUGUGCGAGCUGUGUAAAGGCGACUGCUCACGCUCUCACAAGGAGCCGUAUUAUGGUCACGAUGGAGCUUUCCAGUGCCUGAAGGGUGGAGCUGGAGAUGUCGCCUUUGUGAACCACUUCACAGUGCUUACUGGCGAUAAGGCCAACUAUGAGCUGCUGUGCAAAGACGGCUCCCGGAAAAGCGUUGAUGAGUUUAAAACCUGCAACCUGGCUCAAGUUCCUGCCGAUGCUGUGGUUAGUCGCAAAGACAAAGAACUGGCCAACCGCAUCUUUGACGUUCUUGACAAACUCAAGGACAAAGGUCUCUUCUCUUCUGAGGGCUUCUCUGCAAAAAACCUAAUGUUCAAAGACUCGACAAAAGGGCUGCUGAAGCUGCCGGAGAGCACAGACUCUUUCCUGUACCUAGGAGAAGAGUAUGUAGCUACUAGCCAUGCCCUUACAAAAGGGUUCAGCACAGGCAGCAAAUCUCAAGAGAUUACUUGGUGCACUGUGGGUCAUGCUGAGAAAAAUAAAUGUGACAUGUGGACCUUCAUGAGCGUGGACGAUCAGAGGAACAUCAGGAUCGAAUGCCAGUAUGGCACCACUGUCGAUGACUGCAUCAGCAAGAUCAUGCGUAAAGAAGCUGAUGCGAUGGCAGUCGAUGGCGGACAGGUGUAUUCUGCUGGGAAGUGUGGUCUGGUGGUGGCCAUGGUGGAAGAGUAUAACAAUGAAUCAAAGUGUGAUUUUGGAUCUGCAGAUACCUCGUCCUAUUACGCUGUGGCUGUAGUGCGAGCGGACUCCAGUGUGACCUGGGAAACACUGAUAGGCAAGAAGUCAUGUCACACCGGUUUGGGACGUACAGCAGGCUGGAACAUUCCCAUGGGUCUCCUUCAUGAGGACACCAAAGAGUGUGAUUUCUCAAAGUACUUCAGUGAAAGCUGUGCACCUGGUGCAGAUCCAGAAUCAAAUCUGUGUAAACUGUGUAAGGGUGCUGAAGGUAUCAGGAGGAUAGUGGACAAAUGCAAAGCCAGCACUGCAGAGCGCUAUUAUGGCUACGCUGGAGCCUUCAGGUGUUUGGCUGAAGGUGCUGGUGACGUGGCCUUUGUUAAGCACAGCACUGUAGCGGAAAACACGGACGGUAAUGGACCAGCGUGGGCUAAAGCUUUCAAAUCAUCAGACUUCAAGCUCAUCUGUCCUGGGGGCUCUGCUGAAAUUACUGAGUAUAAGAAGUGUCAUUUAGCCAAAGUUCCAGCUCACGCCGUCAUCACUCAUCCAGAGAAACGUGAUGACGUGGUGUCGUUCCUCAAGGAUCAGCAGGCAGCUCUCAUUCCAGCUCAUUCCAGCUCUUGGUUCAUGUUUAACAUGUUCAAGUCUGAGGGCAAUCAAAAUUUACUCUUUAAGGACUCUACUAAAUGCCUCCAAGAAGUUCCACCAGGACAAAACUACAGGGAAUUCCUGGGUAAAGAAUAUAUAACAACGAUAGACUCGCUGCGAGAGUGUGCCAGCAGCAAGACAGAACUGGAGAAGGCCUGUACCAUCCACUCCUGCCAAAAGAAAAUCUAGAUGCCCCAGUUUGUCUCAGACAUUCUGUCCUGCAUUUACUUUUGUGCGUGAAGCCAACUGUAGGCAACUUUCUCACCUGUUUACAAUUAAUCUGUCGUUGAUGUAAUUGGAAAAAAAUACAUCUUGUUUUUACUGGUUUUCUAUUUAUUUUCACAAAACCGUCUACAAAAGAGAGAUUGGAUUGGUAAUGCAAAUAUGUACAAACAUUACCAAACACAUAUCAAACACUAAGUAUGUGAUCUCUGCCGAAAAAUUGGGUCUGUGUAUCCAUAAUCCAUGCAUGACCAUUGCUUCUAAAAACAGAAAAAGAGAAAUCCAUCAUUCCGAUGGUGGGAAUUAAUUCAUAUAGGAUUUCUUCUUUCCAGUGGUGAGACACGUCCUAGUUAUCGCCAGGAGUAAAGUGACGAAACUUAGGUACAAAUUCAUCUAUAUUCUUGAAACUCUGUGACCACCUGAAUUAAAUAUUAUACUUUAAACAUUCACUACAUUUUAAUAUCAGUAUAUUUUACCUCUCACAGCUUCAAAAGCACUUUGCUUUGCAAAGCUGGUGAAGAAAAAAAAAAGAAAUGUGUGUACCUUGUUUUUGGUGGUUGGUUGGGGAAACUUUCUUACACUCCACUAUUAUUAUUCCUGUGGUUCCAGAAUACCACAGAUCCCACUAAUUUCUCCUAGCCUCAGGUGAUACAUCCUUUGGUUGGUUAAUAGUCCAGUACCUGCUUCCAGAGGUGGACCAGAUGUUUGGUCUGGAAGAUGGUGUCACUGAACUCAGUGUUCAUGGCUUGCUAGAAGGACGUAUGAGCCUUGUGGAGCACAAAAGUCCAUACCCAGUAUUACUGGACACCAUCUUGGGUCUGGUAUGAGGACAUCUUGCCAGUAGCCCUCACCACUCCAUCACCCUGGAUUUACACACACAGCAUCUCUUGGGUAUAACGACCCUACCACGAUGCCAAGAACUUGUCAGGGCCAUGAGAUCAUCACCAGGCUGGAAUCUGAGCCGGUUGUAUUCUCACUUCUGCUGCUGCUGCUGCCAGACCUUAUCCCACCCUCAGUGCUUCUGGCAAAAUAAUAGCUUGAAAGUUUGUGGAGGUGUAAGGCACUUCAUGGACUUUAAAUAGCACAUAUGAGAGGAGGACUUCUUGACCACCAUGCUUUGGUGUAGGUGUUUAAGUAUCUGAAACAGUUUACCAUUCUGUCCGUUUGCAGAUGGAGUUGCACUUUGAUAAAUUCGGUCAUUAGUUGGGACAUGAAGGCCAUGCAGCGUGGAAAAGAAGGUAGCGUUGCGGUCUCACAGCUCCAGGGUACCUGGUUCCGUCCUGAGCUCAGGUUACUGUGUAUGGGGGAUUUCGCUUGUUCUGACCAUGUCUGCAUGGGUUUUCUAUUGGUUCUCUGGUUUCCUCCCAAAAACAUGCCAAUAGGUGUUUUGGCUACACUAAAUUGCCCCUAGGUGUGAAUGAGUGGGGCUCUGUGAUGGACUGGUGUCCCAUCCAUUGUGUAUUCCCUGGAUCCACCACCACCCUGACCACAGACAUUCUACCAUCUCAGGGUCUUAUGUGGCGUAAUGAACCAACAUCAAGAUAUGUAUGUGUUAUCCCAGGUGUAAAUUGGCAGGUUUACCUUCGAGCUUGGUAGCAACCUACAGCUUGGUCCAAUUCAACUACAAUAAACUGUGUCCUGUAGUGGCAGAGAAGGUGAUCAUCAAUGUGUGCCUAGUUAGUGUGGAUGGUUUGUUCACUUUCAGGGCCUUCUCCAUGGUCCACCAAGAGAACCACCUGAGCCAUGGUGUAGUUGUAUGAGGUGCGGUGAGUCAAAGCCGAGUUCUGGUCUAGGAUUGAUACCAUGUCCCUGUCCCCUGGCCUCUUCGUGUUUAUUAAGAUGGAGAAGAUGUCCUGGGUGUUGCUGUGUGCACGGCCCACUGGGAAGGUUCUAAAAGAAGUAAGCAUGAUCAUGCUUCUUGGUUCCACCAGCAUCAGGACCCUGGUUACACAAGUUCCCGUCAUUGUAACUACCUUGGUGCUGAAAGCUAAAGCCAGGUUUUCUUCCCGACAUCGAGUGCCAGGUCUAUAUACAUCCUGCCAUGGAUACAUGAAGAGCUGCAAGGUGCCAGUCCUCCCACAGGGAUGGUACAACAUUUCCAACAGAAUUUUAAUUGUGGUGACCUCCUUCUGCUAGCAGUGGUGGCUUCUCCACGCUCCAUGGUUUCCAGACUCCCCACUCAGAAUGGGCCAGAUUUCCAAAGGCAUGGAAAGCGAUCCAUAGAUACCUUCUCUGCCACUUCAUCAGGACGAAGCUUGUUGGGUUGUAGCCAGCGUUAAGGUGACGUUAAGGUGACGUUAAGGUGACAUUAAGGUGCUGCCUCAGAUCUUGGUAUAGAAGGUUGUUGAGUGUGACACUAACUUUAUUUGUGCUGUUCUAACCACAAACCUGGUGAUCAGAAUCCUAAUAAUGCAUUAAUUUAUUAAUAAUCAGAGAUUUCACUCAGAGCUUCAGGCAGAAGAUGUUUGCUCGGUUGCAUUCAGCGUACAGUGUGAGCAAAUUUGAUAACAAUUAAACAAUUAAAAUUAGUCUCGUAGUUACACAAAGUUCUCUCUCUUGCUGCUUAUCAAUAUUCCAAUAUUUCCUCCUUUUCUUGUUUACGUGGUGAGGAGUGGCCAAUUUAUUACAACAUUAAUAAACAUCCAGGGUCUGUUUAUGAAUAUUAAUGAAUUUUAACCAGAUUGACAGAAAAGAUGCAAAACUGGAGAGGUAGAAAUACCUAGACAUCAACAGUAGAACAGAAUGCCUACCAUUAAACAUGUGUAGCACCUUUAGAACAAAAAAAAAACCCUGGAAUAUUAAUUUAAAAAAAAAAACAACAACAUGCAAAUCAUUCAGUUACUUCAUUUAUUAUUAUUAUUUUUUAUUUCUGUACCCUCUUUUUUUUUUUUUGCUAGUUUUGUUUUUCUUUUGUUUCUUACUUGCUGUUUGUUUUUGUCCUGUUCGAUGUGGUUGUUGUUUAUAUUAUUAAACAGUAUUUAAAUUUUAAAAAAUGACACACACACACACACACACACAUGAAGAUAAAGAAGACACCUAGAAGUGUGCAGUUUGUGUGUGUAUGUGUUUAUUUUUUUUUAAAUACGUGUGUCAGUGACAAACUGUUUAAACUCACUGACCACUUUAGCAUGUGUACACACCACACACGUUUGUCACUUAGAUGCUCAGCGCGAAGUCUUGCCACCCUUCUAACAUUCACACACUCAUCAGUGGAUCACGGAUCAUCGCAGGAGCUCCACGCAGCAGAUAUACAGCCACUGGGACGGUGGUUUAUUCUCGGUACAGCAGUGACGUAGUUUGGCUGGAACGUUGCUCGUGAUGGCAGAGGUUACGCCUGGCAUGUUUGUUUGAGCUGCUGAUGUGUGGCAUUUGUUAUAAAGCUAUUUUUACUUUGUAAUUACAGUCUUCUUAUUACGCAUUUAGCUGUUGUGUGAAAUAAAAUACAACUGAAACUUGAAA
Messenger RNA from Pangasianodon hypophthalmus (striped catfish), 5691 nucleotides. RefSeq names its product serotransferrin-2-like. The transcript is spliced from 17 exons. The record is from RefSeq and is a predicted model, not a curated record. The coding region runs from base 115 to 2199 and encodes 694 amino acids. Lineage: Eukaryota; Metazoa; Chordata; Actinopteri; Siluriformes; Pangasiidae. Gene Ontology annotation, cellular component: extracellular region; recycling endosome; plasma membrane. Gene Ontology annotation, biological process: antibacterial humoral response; iron ion transport.